ACUACUUCAAUCGCCUCGUGCCCCAUUUGACCCCCAUUAUAUCUGUACGUAUACAAAACUCAAUCCCAUCCUUCAACUCCACAAAACUACCCCCCACUGUUUCUUUAACCCGACUCAUCCGCCCUCAACGACAAGACUCGUCAUCUCUCACACUCGCUGCCCUAUUUACGAUUGACGACUAGCUAUGAGUCGUGUACAACGCUCUUUUGAAAACUUUGCUUUGCUACAGGCUGCCUCAGAGGGUUCUGCCGCCGCAGUGCGCGAUGCACUCCAAUCUGGCGCUGACAUUAACGCAUCUGAUAACUCUGGCAGAACUAUUUUGACAUGCGCCCUCACCGCCGAUAGGUGGGAGACGAUAGACGCGUCCGACGCGUCGUUUAUGUCCGAGGACCGCCUUCAAGUCCUUCGCAUUGCUGUGUCGCAUCCAGAAAUCUCAUUAUUCACGCUGAACGCACCACAAGAUUCGAUAAACGAUGUAACUCCCCUUGGCAUGGCCGCUUGGCUUGAUAUGCCCCAAGCAGUCCAGGUUCUGCUAGACUGUAGCUCAGGUGCCAUCUCCGUUGACGCCGAGGACACCGAUGGUGCGACACCUCUGAUGUACGCAGCACGCGAUGGCAGGCUGACAGUGGUCCAGCGUCUGCUUGCUCGUAGCGCUAGGCCCGAUCUCAGAGACCGAAAUCAUCGAUCAUCGCUUCAGUUUGCUUUACCCCAUCCGCGCGUUUUGUGGACAUGCGAACAGGCACUGCGCAACUACCGUCUGCGAGAAUACCAGAACGGCAACAAAAGAGGUCUUUGCCAACCCAGCCUCGAUAUUAGCCACCUAUUCCCGCAAACCUCCACUCAGCCCAACUUGGCGCCAAGCAUCCCCCCAGCCUCGACUUUUUCAUCUGAAUCUAUCUCCUUCGUAACUGACUCUGUUGUACAAGCUGUACUCGCUGCCGAUCCUUCUGUGCUUUAUCCCCUGUUGUUUUCACAAUCCUUUGAACCUUCCCCUUUGGACCAUGGACCUAUUCUUGUAAAUGUACCCGAUCUGGAAGGAUGGAGCGCUAUCCACUACUGCGUAUCUGUACCAAACCCCUCUGUCGAGAUCCUCGACGCACUGUAUCGCGCUGGCGCCGACGUCAGCUUGUUUACUAUCGGCGAGCACUACACCCCUCUCCACUGCUUUGCACGGCUCGCACGCGUCUGUGAUGACAUCCCAGAAUCUCCCCAGUUGUUGUAUCAAUUCGCUAUCCAUCUGAUCCGUGAUCUCCGUGCUCCCCUUGCGGCACCUGACAAACAUGACGAAACUUGUAUCCAUGUGGCCGCAGAACACGGCGAAUGCCUUGAUGUACUCCUCGCUCUUCUUGACUGUGAUACCACAGGUACUGUUCGCAAUCUACGCAAUUCCCGAGGCCUUACAGCCUUCGAAGUCGCACGCCCGAUCUUCCGUUCCGCAUUUGGUCCCGACGGACAAUUCAUCCGUCCGGAGUCGUCUCUCUCUGAUCGCACCAUUCGACCGGGAACUUCGAGUUCUAUUACAUCUAUCACCUCUUUCACAGACCGCACUACCCCGCUUUCCCCGCCCACGAUCCGCAUUUCCAAUGGCCCAGCCUCGCAUCUUCCUCUUGAUUUCGACGUGACUGCAUCCGCGGAACGUCUGCUUGAAAACUUUACCCUUCUCUCCACUGAGGCACAGUUUGUCCGCGACCACGAGGGCCUGGAUCGCCUUGCCAGCGUGGUGGAUGAGUCCUCGCAGCUCGGGUAUGACGUGCUUGCCCACUUCAGAGGGCAGGUGGACGAUGCUGCGAGUGACCUGCGCGACCUGCGUUCAGCUCUCAAUGCUGUCGAUCAUUUGUGGAACACAACUUCGCAUGACGUAGAUGAGCAACUCCGUGUAAUUCCCGACGGACGGAGCUUCGAGCGCUUCCUGGCACGUAGACGCUCGCCCAGGGACUCUGAGGACUCGCAAACCACUGCAGUAGAAGUUCAACCAACGUUCAUCAAGUCAAUCCUGAAGGAGACAGAACCAAAAGUGUACGCUGAUGCUUCUGUUCUUACCGAUCCUUCGGCUCCCGUCCCGCUUGAGACGACAUCCGCAUCGGGAGCAAGAACCGUCCCUUGGCCCGAGUGGUUGGAUAGCUUCAUCCUCAGUGCGGACUCCACGACGUACAAAGCGCACCUCGCGAAUCUCAUUGAGAUCGAGCGCGAAUUGUUCUCUCGCGAGACGAUGAGCUCACUCGAAGAGAAAGUUCCCAACAAGGAGACCAAGCUUAAGAGCCUCCUGCGCAGUCGCAAGCGUUAUGAGAAAGUUGAGAAGAGUGGAGCCUCGAAGCUCAAGGCGUGGCUGAAGAAGAAGAUCAUGGCGGAGAAGCCUUUGCGAUUGCAGAUUGAAUAUGAUCUGGAUGGUGAAUGUGCAGUCGGGGCGGAGGUUAAGGUGGAAUUCACGAAGCGUUCUAUCACGAUCUCUGAUUCGGAGAAGCCCUCAAGAGCCUCAUCGUUAUCUCCGCCUCCUUCGAGAGACGAGGCUCAGUCACCUCAGGCAGUCCUAUCCGUUGCAAGUCGUGACCUGUCAAGCAUCGACGAGUGCCUUCAUGCGGUUGACCAUCUCAUUUCUACUGCCUGCCAUUCAAUCUCCCGCGCCGAGCGCAUCAUCAAGCGCACCAUUAAAACGCGUGAAGCCAUGGUUCAAAAUCUCCGUUCGCGGUAUCCUCCUGUUCACACCUCCAUGUUUGCAUUCCCCUCCGAUAUGAGCACCCCCUCUGGUCUCUCUUCGUGCUCUUUUUACCUCUCCCCCGACAGCGCCUCCUCCUCGCGGUGUUCCUCCGCCCAGUCCUCAACCAUCUCCCUAGCCGCUACCCUAUACGACGACGAAGACGAAGACUCACGAGCACUACGCAGGCUCCUCCUGCGAAAAAUUAGCGCACACAUUGACGGCGCUUUUGACGAGAUCGACCGCGCUAACGUAUGGUUACGUAUCGUCAAGAGCGUACUGCGUGGCCUCAAAACGCGGACGACGACAUAGGAAAAGGACCCACCAAUCGAUUGGACAGGUAUUGUAUGUUAUUGUUGUAAUGUAACUGUGUAUAUUAUUGCUUCAUCUAUAGAUUCGGUACUCAUCUUCAUCUCCAUCCCCAUUGCAUCGUACGUACGCAUCGUAGACAUUGACAUAUGCAUUGCUUUUGUGUUUCUUUUUUUCGAUAUUUCAUCGGUUGGCGUUUGUGUUUAUGAUUUUUGUGUUUGGUAGAACCUUGUAAACAACAUGCAAGAUCAUACUGUGCGGACUCCUACUCGCUACUUGGCAAGCGAAAGUAAUGUUUAGGAACAAAAUCGCAAUCUACCGAUGAAGAGCAUUGGAACCAAACAGACUGAAGAUGGCUAUUGACAUCAUG
Molecule: messenger RNA, 3371 nt
Organism: Suillus paluster
Lineage: Eukaryota; Fungi; Basidiomycota; Agaricomycetes; Boletales; Suillaceae
Exons: 7
Coding region: 185-3004 (939 amino acids)
Molecular function (GO): protein binding
Source: RefSeq, a predicted model, not a curated record